AUUGGCCACGCCAAGGCGAUCAACAUCAACUUCGGCUACGCACAAGCCAAUGAUGGCCACUGCUACCUGCGCUACGACGACACCAACCCCGAGAAGGAGGAGGAGCGCUUUGUGGUGGGCAUCAAGGACAUGGUGGAGUGGCUCGGCUACAAGCCCUACAAGAUCACCUACUCCUCGGACUAUUUUGACGAGCUGUACGCCUUUGCGGUGACGCUGAUCAAGAAGGACCUGGCCUACAUCUGCCACCAGCGCCCGGAGGAGCUAAAGGGCUUCAAUCCGCCGCCGUCGCCGUGGCGCACUCGGCCCAUCGAGGAGAGCUUGGCGCUUUUUGAGGCGAUGAAGAGCGGCAAGCUGGCGGAGGGCGAGGCGACGCUGCGCAUGAAGAUCACCCUGGAGGAGGGCAAGCAGGACCCGGUGGCGUACCGCAUCAAAAUGGCCGCCCACCACCGCACCGGCAACAAGUGGUGCAUCUACCCUACUUACGACUUUACGCACUGCCUGGUCGACUCGUUGGAGAACAUCACCCACUCGCUGUGCACCAAGGAGUUCCAGACCCGCCGCUCCGCCUACUACUGGCUCUGCAACUCACUGGACGUGUACUGCCCGGUGCAAUGGGAGUACAGUCGCCUCAAUGUGAACUACACCGUCGUGUCGAAGCGAAAGAUCGCCAAGCUGAUCAGCGAGCGCAUCGUCGACGACUGGGACGACCCUCGCCUCUUCACGCUGACCGCCCUGCGCCGCCGAGGCUUCCCCUCCCUCGCCAUCAACAACUUCUGCGCGCUGAUGGGCCUGACCGUGGCCUCGGCGGUGGUCGACCCGGCCAUGCUGGAGGCCUCGGUGCGCGACGUCCUCAACGUGACCGCUCCGCGCGCCAUGGCCGUCCUCUCGCCGAUUCGAGUGCUGAUCACCAACAUGGCCAACCAGAUCACGCCCACGUACAUUGAGAUUCCCGACUUUCCCUCGGAUCCGGCCAACUCUGCCAAGCACAUGGUCCCCCUGGAGAAGGAGAUCUUCAUUGAGCGGGAGGACUUUAAGGAGGACACCACCGACAGCAACUUUCGCCGACUGACGCCAAAGCAGAUCGUUGGCCUGCGCCACGCUGGCUACGCCAUUGAGCUGAAGGAGGUGGUCCGCGACCCGGCCACCGGGGAGAUUGACCACCUCGAGGUGAUUCGCCACCCGAUUGAGUCGCUGAAAACGAAGCCCAAGGCCUUCAUCCACUGGGUCUCGGUGCCGCUGACGGUGGAGGUGCGUCUCUACGAGCGCCUUUUCAACCACAAGAACCCGGAAGAUCCAAAUGAGGUGCCCGGCGGUUUUCUCUCCGACUGCAACCUCGACUCGAAGACGACACUGACCAACGCCCUGGUAGACGUGUCGGUGAAGUACGCUCAGCCUUUUCAGCAGUUUCAGUUUGAACGAGUCGGCUUCUUCAGCGUCGACACUGACUCGCGCAUCGGCAAGCUCGUCUUUAACCGGACCGUGUCGCUGAAGGAUUCAGCUGGAAAGAACUAA
Rhagoletis zephyria (snowberry fruit fly) is the source of this 1512-nucleotide messenger RNA. The record is from RefSeq and is a predicted model, not a curated record. NCBI's taxonomy places the organism in Eukaryota, Metazoa, Arthropoda, Insecta, Diptera, Tephritidae.